Microthlaspi erraticum is the source of this 486-nucleotide messenger RNA. Lineage: Eukaryota; Viridiplantae; Streptophyta; Magnoliopsida; Brassicales; Brassicaceae. The record is from the annotation of a GenBank genome assembly.
AUGCGGAAAGAGUUGCCGUUUGAGAUGGAUGAACUAUCUUCAGCCAGGUGGUCCAUGAUCGCAUCAUACAUGCCGGGAAGAACAGACAACGAGAUCAAGAACGUGUGGAACACUCAUCUCAAGAAGGGCAAGUCUUUAUCAUCAUCAAAUGUUACGAAUCACCAAGCCUCUUCAGUGUCCUCCUCCUCCUCAGCAGUCUCAUCACUCUCUAAUGACGUUAUGAACAGCGAGAAGCCUAAUCAGGCAGAGGAGUUCAAGGGAAACUUCGGGGAGCUGGAGCCAAUGGCAUGUGGAUUUGAUUUGAAUGCUCCACAGUCACUAGAAUUUCUUUUUGAAGAUCAGCAGAUUCCUCCUCCUACAGCUGCUAAUCCGGAGGAGUCACUAGACAUCCAAAGGGAAGAAGGUCAGGAGCUGCCUAACCAAACGGUUGAACCAGGGCAAGAUGAAUGCAACGAGUGGCUCAACUUGGAUUACCCAACUCUCUAG